ACGCGAAAGCAGGACAGUUCACACUAGCGAUCCCUAAAUCAGCCUCAGUUGAGCAACCAGUCGGCGCGUUGGGUGACCAUUGAUACCAUUCGACGAACGCAGCUCACCGCAAGGACCUCUGUCAUCCCUCCCGAGCCGCUCCGCUGCUGCCGCCGCCUCUCCGCGCCCAGCCACUCGCUCUUAUGGCAUCCGAAGCAGCACCACCGGCGGAAGACCGUCCUCCGGUAAUCAACUAUGUAAUCGGAUUCCUCAUGGUCGGCCUCGCCUGGGGCCUCACGACGCCCUUCAUCCGCCGUGCCGCCAAGGACCACAACCCGCCUGCGCACCCGGUCCUCGAUACCGAGGCUGUCAAGUCGAGCUGGCUGAAGAGCAAGCUCUACGGGGCCUUUUUCGGCGUCAUCGAUCUGUUGAGAAACCCGCGCUAUGCGGUGCCGCUGCUCAUUAACCUGACGGGGAGCAUCUGGUUCUUCCUUCUUAUCGGACAAGCUGAGUUGAGCUUGACUGUUCCCAUUGUGAACACGCUCGCCUUUCUAUUCACCGUCAUUGGAGAAUGGUGGGUCGAGAAGAAGGUCAUCAGCAGAGACACCGCAAUCGGCAUGGUUCUGUCAUUGGCCGGCAUUGGACUUUGCGUCCAAAGCAAGCUCUGAUAUGGGCGCUCAACGCUUCCUUCCUACACGUGAUCAGUAGCUUGCGGAAAUAGCAUUGGAAUCCAUAGCUGACAGCAAUAACUUGAAAUUGUAUGUUCUGGUGCCGUUUUGCGGCGCAUGUC
Messenger RNA from Verticillium dahliae VdLs.17, 769 nucleotides. RefSeq lists its product as uncharacterized. The coding region runs from base 183 to 647 and encodes 154 amino acids. The transcript has 3 exons. The record is from RefSeq and is a predicted model, not a curated record. NCBI's taxonomy places the organism in Eukaryota, Fungi, Ascomycota, Sordariomycetes, Glomerellales, Plectosphaerellaceae.